AUGCGGGCUCGCCGCGCGCUCCGCACCGUGCUGUGCGUGCUGAGCUGCGCGUGGCUGCACUCCGGAGCGGCCUCGAGACUGAAAUCGCCCGCCUUGCCAAUCCAGUCGGAGAGAGAGCCGUCCCCCUCGAAAGGCUUAUCAGGGUGUCCAUUUGGAGGUCAAUUCUAUUCUCUGGAGGACACAUGGCACCCAGAUCUUGGAGAGCCCUUUGGGGUCAUGCACUGUGUCCAAUGCUACUGUGAGCCUCAAAAGAGUCGUCGAGGAAAGGUGUUUGGGAAAGUAAACUGUAAGAACAUCAAGCAAGACUGCCCAGAGCCCGACUGUGAGGAACCUAUCCUCUUACCUGGGCACUGCUGCAAGACAUGCCCUAAAGGAGACGAGGAGAGGAAGCAGGCAGAGUCAUUGCUGGAUGGCUUUGAGUAUUUCCAAGAGAAGGGCAGGGAGGUAGAGAAGGAAGAUGACCUCCACAAGUCCUACAAUGACCGCUCCUACCUCAGCUCUGAGGACUUGGGCCCUGGAGAAAGCCGCACGGACUUUGUGGCAGUAUUGACAGGUGUGAAGGACUCAUGGCUGCCCAGUUCUAGUGGUGUGGCCAGAGCCCGUUUCUCUUUGACCAGGACUAGUUUGGCCUUUUCCAUCACUUAUCAGAGGAUGGGUCAUCCCAGUAAAAUAAUCUUCUUGGAUUCAGAUGGGUCCACUGCCUUCGAGUUCAGGGUUCCUAAGGGAAAGUCGGACAUGAUCUGUGGUGUGUGGAAGAACCUGGCCAAGCCUCUGCUGCGACAGCUACAGGCCGAGCAGAUGCGAAUCACCAUGACGACGUCCACAGGCAGACGAGAAGAGGUGGAGGGGAAGAUCAUCAAACACAGGGCACUGUUUGCAGAGACAUUCAGCUCCACACUGACAUCGGAGAAGGAGAAUUCAGGCAUGGGAGGCAUCGCGAUGUUGACUCUGAGUGACACAGAAAACAACCUUCACUUCAUCCUCAUCCUGCAAGGUCUGCUCCAGCACAAAGACAAAGAGCCCCCCCUGGUGCCCAUCCGGGUCCAGCUGCUGUACCGCCAGCACAUCCUAAGAGAGAUCCAAGCUAACAUCACAGCGCACGACCCGGACUUUGCGGAGGUGCUGACAGACCUGAACAGCCGAGAGCUCUUCUGGUUGUCCCGGGGCCAACUGGAGAUCGCCGUGGCGACAGAGGGACAGGACCCCCGACUCAUUUCUGGUUUCAUCACCGGCAGAAAAUCUUGUGACACCAUCCAGAGUGUUAUGUCCAGUGGCGAUGCCUUGACACCAGGAAAGACCGGUGGGGUGGGUUCCGCCAUCUUUAAUCUCCAUGACAAUGGCACAUUGGACUACCAGGUGCAGUUGGCAGGCCUGACCAGUGAUGUGGUGGGGCUCACCAUCGAGCUGAAGCCACGGCGUCGCAACAAGCGUUCCAUCCUGUAUGAUCUGACCUCAGAGUAUGACAGCGCCACCGGCCGUGCCUCCGGCAGCUGGAGCCGGCUGGAGGCACGCCACAUACACAUGCUGCUGCAGAACGAACUCUUUAUCAAUGCGGCCACAGCACACAGCCAGGAGGGAGAGCUGAGAGGACAGAUCAAGGCGCUGCUCUACAGUGGCCUGGAGGCUCCCAAACAUGAGCUGCCCAUCCCCUUGGCAGGCCAGUUUGUAUCACCCUCAGUGAGAACCAGUGCUGGGGGCCAUGCCUGGGUGUCAGUGGAUGAACAGUGUCACCUCCAUUAUGAAAUUGUAGUGGCAGGCCUCAGCAAGACUGAUGAUCUGACUGUCAGUGCUCACCUCCAUGGUUUGGCUGAGAUUGGCGAGAUUGAUGAGAGCAGCACCACUCACAAGAGGCUGCUCACUGGCUUCUAUGGCUCACAGGCACAGGGUGUGUUGAAAGACAUUAGCGUGGAGUUGCUACAACACCUGGACAGAGGAACAGCUUUCAUUCAGGUCAGCACUAAGCUGAAUCCCCGAGGAGAGAUUCGAGGACGGGUCCAUGUACCAAAUAACUGUGAGUUUGGGACCAGGGGAGAGGUAGAUGAGGCAGAGUUCGAUGACCUAUUUGUGAGGGAUCCCGAGGAGCUGAAGAAAGACCCCCACACCUGCUUCUUUGAGGGACAGCACCACGCCCACGGCUCCCAGUGGAUCCCCAACUAUGACAAGUGCUUUUCCUGCAGCUGCCAGAAGCGCACCGUGAUCUGCGAUCCAGUCAUCUGCCCUGUGCUCACCUGCUCUCGCACCACUCAGCCUGAGGACAAGUGCUGCCCGAUCUGUGAUGAGAGGAAGGAGCCCAAGGACAUGAAAGCUCCUGAGAGGUUGGAAGAACAUCCUGAAGGGUGCUACUUUGAGGGAGACCAGAAGAUGCAUGCCCCUGGAACCAUAUGGCAUCCCUUUGUUCCUCCCUUUGGCUAUAUCAAAUGUGCUGUCUGCACGUGCAAGGGUUUGACUGGCGAGGUGCACUGUGAGAAGGUGACGUGCCCCAUGCUGACGUGUAGUCGGCCGGUGAGGCGCAGCCCCUCAGACUGCUGUAAGGAGUGUCCAGAGGAGGAGAGGGGCACAGCAGGCCUGGAUCAUGCUGACAUGAUGCAGGCAGAUGACACUCGCCACUGCAGGUUCGGCAAAAGCUAUUACCAGAACAGCGAUAACUGGCAUCCCCGCGUACCCCUGGUGGGGGAGAUGAAGUGCAUCAACUGCUGGUGUGAUCAUGGUGUGACCAAAUGUCAAAGGAAGCAAUGUCCUGUACUGACCUGCACCAACAUCACCCGCAAAGAGGGCAAGUGCUGUCCCGAGUGCCUUGAUUCCAAGGAGGAAGAGGACCUGAUGAUGAAGGAUCCAGACAAAAGGCAGAGCUGGAGGCAUUGAGUUGUGGCCUCUCUCCCCCUCUGAAACUGCCCCCUCACCCACCCUUCCAAAACCUAACCCUCUCUUGGACCUAACUCAGACCUGCACACUGGGUUAGCAAAAAUGCCACACCCCUCUCCAACCUCUCCUCUCCACGUCCUCCCCCAAAUGCCCACCCUGGUUUCAGCCUCUGGAUUGUAUUGAACAAAGAAGAGUAGAGGAGCAGUGCAAAUGAAUAUAUUCUCUUUCCAAAGACUCACUGAGAGAACGAAUGGAGCGAUGAAGUGAACCAACCACAACUUUUUCACCUGCUCCCUUCCGCUUCUGUCUCCUCUUUCACUCGCCCCUUUGUUGGAUUUCUAUGUUUGUUUUUUUUUCUUAAAAAAAAUUUAAGUUCGUUUGCGUCUUCAUUUAUGUUUUUUAAGGUGCCCCCCUCCCCAUGUCAGAGAUACUAAUGUACAUGACAGAUUGUUCAUGGCUUGUACUUAGUUGAUUACGUGGACAAGACUUCCUUCUGAAGUGCAGCCUUAGCGAGUUCCCACCUUCAUCCAUUAGGGAUGAUGGGCAAAAGGGGUCUUUCAUACUCUGUGUGUGUGUGUGUGUGUGUGUGUGUGUGUGUGUGUGUGUGUGUGUGUGUGUGUGUGUGUGUGUGUGUGUGCAUGCGUGUGUGCGUGUGUGUGUGCAUGCGUGCACGUGUGUGUGUUUAUUUGGUUGUGUGUUUUCCACUGGUAAAGAGUACCACUAAUCAGCAGCACAGACACACAAUGCAGUAAACUUGGUGGGUGGCAAGGUGGGGUUCAAAAACUAUAAAAACACACACAAACACACACACAAAACCUUGAGCAGGCAUCUUUAGUCUGUUUAUGAAAAUCACGAACAAGUUUGAAUCUGUUUUUUUAAAAACUUGUCUUUCAUCCGUUUCCCACAAAUUAACCUGUCAAAAGAUUGUUGCUCGUCCUCGCCGUAGCUCAUCUGGUGCCACGGUGGAAGGAGGCGUACCUGUGCCUCCGGAAAGUAACUUCAUAGACGUUAACUUAAACUGUCUUCUCCUCCCAUUGACCUUCAUUGUGUCUUAUGGUUGUUUCCCCUUCUCUCAGCUGUCUGAUUUGAAUUUAAGUAAAAUAGUACGAACUCCUUUUCCGUGUUUUUUUUUCCAAUGACUAUGAAGCUGAUAUGUAUUUUGUAUUUAUUGAAAGUGUGGAGUCAAAAUAAAAAGAUAUUCAUACGUUGGUGAAGCCAGAUUUUUGUGAUACUACCACCAAACCACCUUUCAGUAAUCUCCGGCAUCCUCUGUGCAAACGUAUCGCGGUUUCCCAUCCGAGUCACCCAUUCCUCCA
This is a messenger RNA of Lampris incognitus (smalleye Pacific opah), 4178 nucleotides long. It is a transcript of the gene chrd, whose product is annotated as chordin. Gene Ontology annotation, molecular function: protein binding. The record is from RefSeq and is a predicted model, not a curated record. Gene Ontology annotation, biological process: multicellular organism development. NCBI's taxonomy places the organism in Eukaryota, Metazoa, Chordata, Actinopteri, Lampriformes, Lampridae. The coding region runs from base 1 to 2862 and encodes 953 amino acids. The transcript is spliced from 21 exons.